AUGGGUGGUGGUGUUCUUGGGGUAUUUGUUGGUGUUGUAGGGCCCAUUUUAGGCGGGGGAAUCACAUGUGAUGGUGGGGUACGAGUGGGCGGUGGUGUAGAAGGAUUUGGUGGUGAUUCCAAUGGAGUUGUCUUGGGUGGCGAUGUCAUCGGACGUGGAGGUCGUGUAAAAGGUGGCAAGACUGGUGUUGUUGUUAUUGGAGUAGGUGGCAUUGUUGUUGGAGAUGUCUUAGGUGAUUGUUUCUUUGGAGGUUGUGGAAGUGUAUUAGGAGGCAAGGUUGGUGGUCGUGUGGUUGGAGUAGAUGGGGGUGUUGUAGGUGAGGUGUUAGAAGGUGGCAAGAUUGGUGUUGUUGUUGGUGGAGUAGGUGGUGUUGUUGUUGGAGAUGUUUUAGGUGGUUGUUUCUUUGGAGGCUAUGGAAGUGUAUUAGGAGACAAGGUUUGUGGUCGUGUCGUUGGAGUAGAUGGGGGUGUUGUAGGUGAGGUGUUAGAAGGUGGUAAGACAGGUGUUGUUGUUGGUGGAGUAGGUGGUGUUGUUGUUGGAGAUGUCUUAGGUGGUUGUUUCUUUGGAGGUUGCGGAAGUGUAUUAGGAGGCAAGGUUGGUGGUCGUGUGAUUGAAGUAGAUGGAGGUGUUGUAGGUGAAGUGUUAGAAGGUGGAAAGACUGGUGUUGUUAUUGGUGGAGUAUGUGGUGUUGUUGUUGGAGAUGUCUUAGGUGGUUGUUUCUUUGGAGGUUGCGGAAGUGUAUUAGGAGGCAAGGUUGGUGGUCGUGUGGUUGGAGUAGAUGGGGGUGUUGUAGGUGAAGUGUUAGUAGGUGGCAAGACUGGUGUUGUUGUUUGUGGAGUAGGUGGUGUUGUUGUUGGAGAUGUCUUAGGUGGUUGCUUCUUUGGAGGUUGCGGAAGUGUAUUUGGAGGCAAGGUUGGUGGUCGUGUGGUUGGAGUAGAUGGGGGUGUUGUAGGUGAGGUGUUAGAAGGUGGCAAGACUGGUGUUGUUGUUGGUGGAGUAGGUGUUGUUGUUGUUGGAGAUGUCUUAGGUGGUUGUUUCUUUGGAGGUUGCGAAAGUGUAUUGGGAGGCAAGGUUGGUGGUCGUGUGGUUGGAGUAGAUUCGGGUGUCGUAGGAGAAAGUGGUGAGGGUGUUAGCGGGCGAGGUGUAUGUGUAGUAGGAGGAAAUAUAGGUGGUUGUAAGGAAGGAGUAGGGGUUGUUGUUGUAGGAUUUGUCAUAGGUGUUGGUGUGAUUUGUCGAGAUAGAGGUGUUGAAGGAGAUAACAUAGGUGGUGUGUUUGGGGGAUGUGUUGGUGUUGUAGAGCCCGUUUUUGGUGGCGGGAUCGUUGAACGAGAUGGAGGUGGGGGUAAGGUAGGAGUAAGAGGCACUUUUAUUGGAGCCAUCUUAGGUGGCGGGGUUAAUGUACGAGGUGGUGGUAUAAGAAGUGGUGGUGCAGAAGGAGGCAAGGCAGGUGAUUUUGUUGUAGGGGUAGAUGAUGGUGUUAUUGAAUUCGUCUUGGGUGAUGGUGUCAUCGGAUAUGGUGGUGGCAAAGUAGGUGGUGGAGUGGUAGAAGAAGGUGGUGAUAUUGUAGGAGUCGUCUUAGGUGGUGGCAUCAUAAGAUAUGGAGGCGGUGCAAAAGAUGACCAUGUAUGUGGCGGUGGUGGUGGAGGUGAUGGUGAUGAAGAAGAAGGCUUUUUAGGUGGUGGUGGUGACGGUGGAGGUGGUGGUGUUGAUGAAGGUUUCUUAGGUGGUGGUGGUGAUGGAGGUGGUGGUGGUGUUGAUGAAUAUUUCUUAGGUGGUGGUGGUGGUGUGAAUGAAUGCUUUUUAGGUGGUGGUGGUAUCUUGAUAGGUCUAUGCGGCGGUAUCUUUGAUGGCGAUGUAUGA
Vicia faba (fava bean) is the source of this 1860-nucleotide messenger RNA. The record is from the annotation of a GenBank genome assembly. Lineage: Eukaryota; Viridiplantae; Streptophyta; Magnoliopsida; Fabales; Fabaceae.